AUGGUCAAGAGAAAGGCCAAAGAUGUUGGAGAUGAAGUUCAUAUAGAGCCUCGGAGAUCAAGUCGACAAAAAGUAAACAAUACUGCGAGCUUGAAAGAAAAGAAUACAACUUCAUCAACUUCGUAUUCCUCGGCACAGAAUACCAAGAAGGAGAUCAAAACGGAGACGGCAAAUAGAGAUUCUCAACAAGAAGCAAAUGUUGAUGGAGGAGUUACUGCACCAAAAACGACUGUUAGUUCUACCAAAUCCACCAAAUCUACUACAACAGAAAUCCUCUCGGCCAAAUCCUCAUCAACUCGUCAAUAUUGGCUAAUGAAAGCCGAACCUGAAUCACGUAUCGAAAAAGGUCAUGAUAUUAAAUUCUCCAUCGAUGAUUUGGCAGCUAAAACUGAACCAGAGCCUUGGGAUGGAAUACGAGCAUAUCCAGCACGCAACAAUCUUCGUGCGAUGAAAAAGGGAGAUUUGGCCUUCUUUUAUCAUUCAUCAUGCAAAGUUCCUGCAAUUGUUGGAAUCAUGGAGAUCGUUGAAGAACAUUCUCCGGAUCUCUCAGCGCAUGAUCCUAAGGCUCCGUACUACGAUCCUAAAUCGUCACCGGAUGAUCCCAAGUGGAGUGUCGUACACGUCGAAUUUCGCCAGAAACUAAAAACACCUAUCACGCUCAAGGAAAUUAAAGCUUGGUUUGAAGAAAAGGGAAACGCAUUGAAUAAUAUGCAAAUGUUGAAGCUGGCACGAUUGAGUGUAAGCAAAGUAAGUAGUGAUGAGUGGAGAUUCCUUGUAGGUGAAAUGGAGAAGAAUGGGGAUGUGAUUAAGGAAUAG
Molecule: messenger RNA, 816 nt
Organism: Botrytis byssoidea
Lineage: Eukaryota; Fungi; Ascomycota; Leotiomycetes; Helotiales; Sclerotiniaceae
Exons: 5
Coding region: 1-816 (271 amino acids)
Cellular component (GO): nucleus
Source: RefSeq, a predicted model, not a curated record